CUUGCUUACCAUCUCUGUUUCGGCUUGUAUGACUUUGAAUUUUACAGAUAGAAGAACUUUUAUUAACAAAAAACCAAACUAUGCCAGCAUUCAAAGUUAAGGUAAAGUGGGGCCGGGAGCUCUACAAUGAUAUUGAUGUAAACACCGAUGAGGAGCCUAUCUUGUUCAAAGCGCAGUUGUUUGCGCUUACUGGUGUUCAACCGGAUCGGCAGAAAGUGAUGUGCAAGGGUGGCAUACUUAAGGAUGAUCAGUGGAAUUUGCAAAUCAAAGAUGGCGCUGUAGUAUUGUUGCUGGGCAGCAAAGAGAGUGUGCCAGAAGUGCCUAAAACACAAGUUAAGUUCAUAGAGGACAUGAACGAAAUGGAACAAGCCACAGCGAUGCGUUUACCGGCCGGGUUAACGAAUCUUGGCAAUACUUGCUACAUGAACGCCACUGUUCAAUGCUUGAACGCAGUGCCCGAGCUUCGGACUGCCUUGACCUCUUUUAGCAAUGAUGGCACUGACACCAUGUCUACAGCAUUUUCCAUAUCGUCCGCCAUGAAAUCCAUAUUUGCUCAAAUGGAGAAGGGCACAACCGUCACUCCAAUUGUUCUGCUGCAGGCGUUACACCGUGCAUCACCGCAGUUCGCGCAGACCGGCGAGAACGGUACGUACAGGCAACAGGAUGCUAAUGAAUGUUGGGCGGAAAUUCUGAAAAUGUUGCAGCAAAAACUGCGCGCCACAAGCCAAGACCCAUCGAAUGCAGUCCAAAAAGAUACAGGUGACUCCUUUAUUGAUCAAUACUUCGGCGGAACUUUUGAAGUCAAGAUGAGUUCUGAAGAGGUUCCCGAUGAACCCUCCACCGUAACAACGGAGAACUUCUUGCAACUGAGCUGCUUCAUCUCCAUGGAUGUUAAGUACAUGCAAAGCGGUCUUAAGUCCAAAAUGCGCGAGACAUUGGUCAAGAAAUCGGAAACUCUGGGACGCGAUGCACAGUAUAUAAGAACUUAUUUGAUUAGCCGACUUCCAGCUUAUCUCACGGUUCAAUUUGUCCGCUUUCAAUACAAGGGCAAGGAGGGUAUUAAUGCUAAAGUGCUGAAAGAUAUUAAAUUUCCAAUGGAGUUCGAUGCCUACGAGCUGUGCACUCCCGAAUUGCAAAACAAGUUGUGCCCUAUGCGCUCGAAAUUCAAGGAUCUCGAAGACAAGAAAAUGGAAGUGGACGUUGUCAAGCCCAAUGAAGCAAAGGAAGAGGAGAAGGAGAAGCAGUACGAGCAAUUUUGGUUUGAUGAUGACCUGGGAAGCAACAAUUCUGGCUACUACACACUGCAAGCCGUACUGACACACAAGGGACGGUCAAGCUCUUCGGGACACUAUGUGGCUUGGGUGCGUUCCAGUGGCGAUGUGUGGUUUAAGUUUGAUGACGAUGAGGUCUCGUCCGUGGCAACAGAAGAGAUCCUACGCUUGUCCGGCGGCGGAGACUGGCACUGCGCCUACGUCCUUCUAUAUGCGCCCAGACGCUUGGAAAAGCUAUAAAAAUUGUGUUAACGUCAUUACAUUUGUAUUGUUAAUAUAAUAAUUCUGAAUAAAUAACCAAAAUCUUAAUAUGUUCAUAAAA
This is a messenger RNA of Drosophila serrata, 1593 nucleotides long. It is a transcript of the gene Usp14, whose product is annotated as ubiquitin specific protease 14. Gene Ontology annotation, molecular function: cysteine-type deubiquitinase activity; proteasome binding. Gene Ontology annotation, biological process: regulation of proteasomal protein catabolic process; protein deubiquitination; proteasome-mediated ubiquitin-dependent protein catabolic process. The record is from RefSeq and is a predicted model, not a curated record. NCBI's taxonomy places the organism in Eukaryota, Metazoa, Arthropoda, Insecta, Diptera, Drosophilidae.